AUGUCCUCACUCGGCUCUGGAGCGCCCUUGGGGCGCAAUUCCCAGCCCAGCUGCGGCCCCCCAGUGCCAGCCGCACGGAAUUCCCUCCUGGCACAGCCUCUCCCUCCGCCCUGGAGCCGCCCCCUCGCCCUGCUGGGCCCGGAGGACGUCGUGGAGAGCUGCAGCGGGAGCUGCUGCGAGCUGGGGGUGGCCCUGCUGGAGCGCUCCCGCUCGGGCCCCGACCCGCAGCUGGUGCGCAGGAUCGUGGCCCAGGUGGAGUUCUACCUGUCCGACGAGAACCUGGCCAAGGACGCCUUCCUCCUCAAGCACGUGCAGAAGAACAAGAUGGGCUUCGUCAGCAUCAAACUGCUCACCUCCUUCAAGAAGGUGAAAUACCUGACCCGGGACUGGCGCCUCACCCUCUACGCCCUCAAGUUCUCGGCGCUGCUGGAGGUGAACAGGGAGGGCACCAAAGUCCGGCGGCGCCUCCCCAUCCCCGAGGACCUGCUGAGCAUCCCCCCCAGCAAGCUGCUGCUGGCCUGGGAGCUGCAGCCGCGGGAGCAGGACCUGCCCGUGCAGAAAAGCUUCCUGGACACCAUCACCAGGAUGUUCAGCCCCUUCGGCGCCAUCGCCUCCAUCCGCCUGCUGCGGCCGGGCCGCAAGCUGCCCGCGGACGUGCGCCGGUACUGCUCGCGGUUCCCCGAGCUGCUGAGCCGCUGCUGUGCCCUGGUGGAGUACGAGAGCCUGGAGAGCGCCCGCAGCGCCGCCGAGAGCCUGGGGCACGGCGGCUGGCCCAGCGGCAGGGUGGUGCGGCUGUGCGGGAAGGGCGGCAGGAGGAGAGCCGGGCAGGAUUCGCCGGCCCGGAGCUUCCCCCGCGGCCCGGGCAGCGCUCCGCAGCCGGGCGAUGCUCCCGGGCUUCUGUCCCUCCUCCCGAGCCAGGAGCCGCCGGCACCGACCUGGCCCGGCGGCGACUUCGCGCCGGGAGAUUCCAGCGCUUUUCCCGGCUCGCUGCUCGCCAGCAAGGGCUUCCCUCCGCUCGGGAUGGGCACCGAGAGCCGCCCGGGCUCCUGGACACCCUGGGGCAGCGCUGGCCUCUGUCCCAAACCCGCCCCCAGCGAUGGCCAGUGGGUGCCCGAGCCCCUCGGCCUGUGGGACGGGGUCCUGCACCCGCCCCACGGCCCCGAGGGCGCCCAGGGCUUCGGCAGCAGCUUCGGGAGAGAAGAGCUCGUCCUCCGGCGCUGAGAUCUGUUCCAAUUCAGGGUUAGGGCUUGCAAUUGUCUUUCUUUUCCCUUCUUCUUUUGAGUGGAAGACUUUUCUCUGGUCCUGUGGGCAGUGGCAGUGCAGCUGAUCCAGGGGACAGAAGUUUUGGGGCAAGGACAAUGCUCGAGGCAGACGCUGAGCAGCAGCAGGGGCUGUGCUGUGCUCAUGCCAGUGAGACUGUGCUUGCUCAGGGCCCAGAGCCGGGUUUGGGGUCCAGGUUUUGGAUGAGAAAUGGACAAUAAAGAGAGAUUAAGUUUCCAGGCA
Lonchura striata (white-rumped munia) is the source of this 1503-nucleotide messenger RNA. NCBI's taxonomy places the organism in Eukaryota, Metazoa, Chordata, Aves, Passeriformes, Estrildidae. The record is from RefSeq and is a predicted model, not a curated record.